This is a messenger RNA of Pseudophryne corroboree (corroboree frog), 3890 nucleotides long. It is a transcript of the gene AQP9, whose product is annotated as aquaporin 9. Gene Ontology annotation, molecular function: urea transmembrane transporter activity; water channel activity; glycerol channel activity. Gene Ontology annotation, biological process: glycerol transmembrane transport; water transport. NCBI's taxonomy places the organism in Eukaryota, Metazoa, Chordata, Amphibia, Anura, Myobatrachidae. Bases 155 to 1075 code for a protein of 306 amino acids. The transcript is spliced from 6 exons. The record is from RefSeq and is a predicted model, not a curated record. Gene Ontology annotation, cellular component: plasma membrane; basolateral plasma membrane.
AUCUUUUAGGAUGAGUGGUUUAAUCCAACCAAUGACUGCAGGCUCUGAACUUUCCUGGCAGUAUAUGUAUCAGCCCUUAAGUGGUGCUGAUGCACAGAGCACACUCUUUCCAGUGUGGGUUAAGGUCUGAGUGAACAGCCAAAAACUUCAGAAGAUGUCUGAAACUGGCAACAACAAGAGCAGGAGGAGCAGCAAGUACAGCAACUUGGACCAGGUGGAAAACAAGAGCUGUUUUGACAGAAUAGCACUGAGAAACAGCCUGGCUAGAGAAACCCUGUCUGAAUUUUUUGGCACAUGUUUAUUGAUAACUUUAGGUUGUGGCUGCGUUGCGUCAUCUGUUCUCAGCAAUGGAUCUGCCGGAGGACACCUUACUAGCAAUCUUGGCUUUGCGAUGGCGGUCACUAUGGCAGUCUAUGCAACUGGAGGAGUGUCUGGUGGCCAUAUCAAUCCUGCAGUUUCAUUUGCCAUGUGUUUAACUGGAAAGUUAGCAUGGGUCAAAUUUCCUUUCUAUGUGGCCGCACAGUUUCUAGGUGCUAUUACUGGGUCCGCGGCUGUUUUUGGUGUCUACUAUGAUGCUUUAAUGAAGCAUACAGACGGAGUUUUUACAGUGAAUGGACCAAAUGCUACAGCGCACAUUUUUGCAACAUAUCCAUCGCCAUAUCUUUCAACACUGAAUGGACUUGCAGAUCAAAUUCUCUCAACUGCAGUGUUGCUGAUUAUCAUAUUUGCCUUAUUUGACAAAAAGAACUUAGCAGUUCCUAAGGGACUAGAGCCAAUCGCAAUUGGUCUUCUCAUUCUGCUACUAGGACUGUCACUGGGAUUAAACUGUGGAGGAGCUAUGAACCCAGCUAGAGACUUAGGUCCACGGAUUUUCACUGCACUGGCCGGAUGGGGCUUUGAAGUCUUCACAGCUGGAAAUAACUUUUGGUGGAUUCCUGUGGUUGGACCAAUGGCUGGAGCUGCAGUUGGGGCCUUCAUAUACAUCCUGUGCAUUGAAGCUCACCACAAUAAAGACCCUACACCUAAUCCUGAUAAUGAUCACUUUGAAAAACAUGAACUUGCUAGCAUGGCAUAAGAGACUGCAAAUCUUCUUUAAGCUAUCUGCAGGCAGCGGCUGUGCUGACUGUGUGCUCUUACAUGUAAGCUCACAAGCCAACCUGUGCAGUCCAUCAGGACAUGGGAAUACUAUGUACUUUGACUGGUUUAAGGUACUAUAAUAGUGAGACAUGAUACAACUAAUUACCUGCUGAAUUAUAUUUGAAAUGAAAGCAAAAUGUUUUAUUCCUUACUACCAAUCUCCCACAUAAAGUACAGGGGAUUAUCGUAAUGCCCCGUAAUUGCGAAGACAUAAAUCGACCCUCUUAAUGAAGCACUAAUGGACCAUAGACUGGGUCACAAAGGUAUAUGCAGGUAAUUGGUCUUGUCAAGCAUUAAUGUGUAAUAACUGUUAUCCAUCAUCAAUACCAUUAAAAUUUGCUGUGUGUUAAAAUGAUUUUACUGUCAGAGGCCAAGAACUUCACUUCAGUAGGAUGCUGUUACCCAUCUAGAAGAAAAUGUAUGAUGUGCUGCUAUUAAUUUUGCUGCUUGAGAGGUCAGUCUAUGCAGCCAUAAACUUUCUGUGUCUCAGGGUUACUCACAGCUAGACGACUGGAGAAAUGGCCUCUAGAACUACUGUAGGCAAGAUUCCCUUUAUUAUUGUUUUCCCACUGUUUGUACUGUAUGUUAAUUUCUCAUAUUAUAUGUUUUCCAUUCUUUUAACAUAUAUAAUUAUCUGAAUUGUUUCAAUUGGAUCUCACCUCACUGCUGGCUUCAAAGGAAAAUGAUACAAUAAUCUUCUGAAGGAAUAUUAAUAUUUAAUAAGUACAGGUCAGGGAUUUAUAGAGGGGUUUCCAGAUUCUUGAUUUUAGAGUGAGUAUGUGAAGCCCUUGAGGACGGCAUAGUUACCACGUAACAAGCUAUAGUUUGCCUCAUACAAAGUGCAGUGUAUUUAGUACAUCAGAAAUAUACAGGGCUGGUCGGUGAUCACGUAAGCCUUUAGAUGCAGCAGUGGGGCCAGAACAUUUGAGCUAAAUGUUUUUUUAUUUCUUGAUGUAGGCACCAGUGACUUCCGCACAUCUCUGAUCAAAACUCACCAAAUUUCCAGGAGUUUAUACUGCUGCACCUGUGUACCCUUUGGCUCAUAUAUUGCAUGUAAAUCUGGCUCUGGGGCUAGCCCGUGCCACCUGAGCCAUUUAGCUCACCGCAUGUCCCUGGUAGGCACCACAAUUCAAGUACCCCCACUCUGCGGAGCACUGUAACAAGUUCUGUAGUCUGGGGGAGUGAGUCUAAAAAAAAACAACUUUCUGUAUCAGAAAUAUUUAUCUCAUAGAAAUAACAAAGGUGGCCAGAAAAAGGUUCAAGCAUUCCAUAAUCAACAUACAUACAUAAUAUAACCAGUAGGAGUCAUAUUCACACCUCAUUUUAAAAUGCCUGUCUCUUCUUGCUGGCAGCUGCUCUCUGGUGCAGUGCACUGAUUGAGUGCUCAGAUCCACACACACACACAUUACAGUCAGUAAGAGAAGUUGCUGCUACCGUGUAUGUACAUCAGCUCCACACCUAAACAUGGGAGGUGUGGCCACACCCACUUAUACAAAUGAAUGUGAACUAAAGUAUUUUCAGCACCGCAAAGGUGCAAAUCCAGAGGUGUGAUCGCUCCCCCUGUCCCCUCCCCCCCACACAGGCAAAAGAGACUGCUUCAACUGCUAAGCAGUAGCCUCCCUGAACCACCACAGCCCAGCCAGCACACAGCAGUGUGUGCUGUCUGAAGAACAAAGCUGCUGCUGACAGUUAGUAGGGCGGGGGGAUGGUGGCAGACCCGAACCCCUCCAUCAGGCCCAGGCACGGGUAAUUAGUACCUGCUCUCCCCCUCACCACUUAUACUGUAUGUUUUGGUGGCAGCUCUAGUAACACUGUAUUAUAUACUACUGCUAUCGUGGUCAUUAUAUGAGCUGCUGGGAGAGGUGGGUUUUGGACAACUGGAAACCCCCUUCUCCCCACUCCCCUCGGCACUUGCCCAUGUAGGAGAUCAUAUUUUUCAAUGCAGAUGUAAGUCCUGAAAGAAUAUUUGAAUAUGACCAGCAACAAGUGUAGAGCAUGGCCAAUAAAUUAUUUACUUUCAAUAAUCUGAGCAGAGGUGUUCAUAGAUUAAAUUUUAGUUCCAAAAAGUUUUCUCAUACUCCACCAUUAACUUUAGGCCACAUAACCAGCUAUGACUUUACUUCCAUGACCAGUAUCACACAGAGGUCAGAUACAUAUUAUCUAAACAGGACCUACAGUAACAUGUUAUUGCCGGGCUUCCUAGCAAAAUUUGGCUGGUGAUACCAGUCCAUCAUUCAGCAGCCCCCAAUCUGCUCUUCAUAGUUCGUGGCAGGGCCUCAUUUAACAUGUGCAGAGCACUCACAUGUUCAGAUGAGAGAGUAGGAGAUGAGGCUACAGGUGGAUACAUAUAGUUAUGCCUCCUCACCUCAUAGCCACAUAGCCGCAGUCCUAAUUACAGCAGUGUUCUCCAUAAAGAUGGUACAGUAAGUAAGGUUUCAGAGUUGGCGUUCUCUUUUGAGCCAUGUUAUUUUAUUUACUGUUGCUUUUCCAUUGUUACAGUCCUAUAGAAAUCUAACGCAAUGAACUGCCGAAUACUGCUAAUGAGUCAUUAGUUUAUGUAACUAAUGUAGUGUUAAAGAAAUCUUACUUCUGGAAUAGCCCAUAACUGCACUGUUUCUAUGUUUCUAGGUGUAUCUAUUGUAUGCAUUCGUUGUGUGAUCAGGUGUAGGUUGUGAUGUUAAAUAAUGUAGAUAUCAUACUGAUACUUUUAGAUUUGUGAUGAUUUAAAAUGUUAAUAAAACCUGCAAAAAUAA